AUGAAAGUGGUGUUGUUUGUGUGUAUCUUGACGGUGGUGUCUGCCGGGGAGGCGGACACGGAGGUUAACAACAUUGAUUCCUUCAUUGAGCAGCGUGAUGAUGAAGACAACAAUUAUGUUGUUUGUACACUGGCUGACGCCGCCGAGACGUCUCAGAUCUCCUUGGAAGACAUCAGCAAGUCCAAGUAUCAAGAGGGACACAACAUCAGACGGCGCUCCACCGACUGCCAACCAGAAGCCCGCUACCGGACAAUGGACGGAAGAUGCAACAAUGCUCGAUGGCCAACCUGGGGAUCAACCAAUCAACCAUUCAGGAGAUUUAUUGAUCCUGCUUAUGAUGAUGGCAAGUUUGUUCCUCGACUGAGGGGCGUUGAUGGUCAUCCCCUCCCCAGUCCACGUGCUGUCAGUGUGGCCGUACAUCCGGGUACUGACCGUCCUUCUGACGACAACACAGUGAUGGUGAUGCAGUGGGGACAGUUCCUGGACCACGACCUCACCGGAACUCCCCUCCACGCAGAUACUCGAGAGCAACUGAACCUAUUGACGGCGUUCGUGGACGCCUCGAACGUCUACGGCCUUAGUGAGGAUCAGAUCAGUCAUCUCAGGAACGGACCCUACAUGAGAACCAAGGGAGAUAACCUGUUGCCAGAAUCAAACCAUGGCGGCUGUCAAACAGACAAUAGCAACGAAUGGUGUUUUGAAGCGGGUGACGACCGUGUGAACGUGUUCCCGGGUCUGUCUGUGCUACACACCGUGUUCGUUAGGGAACACAACCGUCUGGUCAAAGAACUUGCUGGUGUCAUGCCAUCGACCACCCCAGAUGGUGUCCUGUUUGAAGAGGCCAGAAAGAUCGUGUCAGCCAUCAUGCAACAAAUCACCUACCGCGAGUGGCUACCCAUUAUUGUAGGGCCCUUCGCCAUGAGGAAGUACAGACUGACCCCUGGCUAUAGCUUCAGGUACAACUUCACCAAGAAUCCCACCAUCUACAACGUCUUUGCCUCGGCCGCCUUCAGAUACGGCCACUCCACAAUUCCACGUUUCGUGACCCUGGGAGAUCGACGUGUACCCAUAGAACAACUAUUCAACAGACCUUCUGAGGUCAUCAGAGAUCUGGACACCGUUCUCAAGGCUCUCCUGAAUGACAGACGUCAAGAGGUUAACCGCUUCAUCAACAGUGGAUUAACUGAACACUUGUUUGAGACGUCUGGCGAUAUGGGCUUUGACAUCGUGUCCUUGAAUAUUCAGAGAGGUCGUGACCAUGGCCUGCCAUCAUACAACAGCUUCCGCAAGGCAUGUCGCCUACCGGAAGUCACGUCAUUUGCAGACAGUGUAUUUGGUAAAGCAGGAGCUGCUUUAAAAAGUGUAUACAGAUCCCUGGAUGACAUUGAUGUCUUCACCGGUGCAGUAGCUGAAGAACACGUGUCUGACGGAGCAGUGGGCCCUCUACUGGCUUGUCUCAUUGGUCAACAGUUUAAUGAUCUCAAAUAUGGCGACUCAUUCUGGUUCGAAACAUCACAUCCAAAAAAAGGCUUUACACCAGGUCAACUGUCUGAAAUCCGACGAAUGAGCUUUGCCAAAAUUCUUUGUCGGAAUUCAGGGCUCACGUCCAUCCAAAGGGAUCCUUUUACAGUGUACUCAGAAGAAAGACGUUCCCACUGUGUACUGGUAGAAGCAGAAACGAUGAAAGUGCUGUUGUUUGUGUGCAUCUUGACGGUGGUGUCUGCUGGGGAGGCGGACACGGAGGUUAACAACAUUGAUUCCGUCAUUGAGCAGCGUGAUGAUGAAGACAACAAUUAUGUUGUCUGUACACUGGCUGACGCUGCCGAGACGUCUCAGAUCUCACUGGAAGACAUCAGCAAGUCCAAGUACCAAGAGAAACACAACAUCAGACGGCGCUCCACCGACUGCCAACCAGGAGCCCGCUACCGGACAAUGGACGGAAGAUGCAACAAUGCUCGAUGGCCAACCUGGGGAUCAACCAAUCAACCAUUCAGGAGAUUUAUUGAUCCUGCUUAUGAUGAUGGCAUGUUUGUUCCUCGACUGAGCGGCGUUGAUGGUAAUCCUCUCCCCAGUCCACGUGCUGUCAGUGUGGCCGUACAUCCGGGUACUGACCGUCCUUCUGACGACAACACAGUGAUGGUGAUGCAGUGGGGACAGUUCCUGGACCACGACCUCACCGGAACUCCUCUCCAUGCAGAUACACGGGAACAGCUGAACCUACUGACGGCGUUCGUGGACGCCUCGAACGUGUACGGCCUUAGUGAGGAUCAGAUCAGUCAUCUCAGGAACGGACCCUACAUGAGAACCAAGGGAGAUAACCUGUUGCCAGAAUCAAACCAUGGCAACUGUCAAACAGACAAUAGCAACGAAUGGUGUUUUGAAGCGGGUGACGACCGUGUGAACGUGUUCCCGGGUCUGUCCAUGCUGCACACCGUGUUUGUUAGGGAACACAACCGUCUGGUCAAAGAACUUGCUGAUGUCAUGCCAUCAACCACCCCAGAUGUUCUGUUUGAAGAGGCCAGAAAGAUCGUGUCAGCCAUCAUGCAACAGAUUACCUACCGCGAGUGGCUGCCCAUUAUUGUAGGGCCCUUGGCCAUGAGGAAGUACAGACUGACCCCUGGCUACAGCUUCAGGUACAACUUCACCCAGAAUCCCACCAUCUACAACGUCUUUGCCUCGGCCGCCUUCAGAUACGGCCACUCCACCAUUCCACGUUUCUUGACCUUGGGUGAUCGACGUGUACCCAUAGAACAACUAUUCAACAGACCUUCUGAGGUCAUCAGAGAUUUGGACACCGUGCUCGAGGCUCUCCUGAAGGACAGACGUCAAGAGGUUAACCGUUUCAUCAACAGUGGAUUAACUGAACAUUUGUUUGAGACGUCUGACAAUAAGGGCUUUGACAUCGUGUCCUUGAACAUUCAGAGAGGUCGCGACCAUGGUCUGCCAUCAUACAACAGCUUUCGCAAGGCAUGUCGGCUACCGGAAGUGACCUCAUUUGAUGAUAGUGUAUUUGGUAAAGCGGGAGCUGCUUUAAGAAGUGUAUACAGAUGCCCGGAUGACAUUGAUGUCUUCACCGGUGCAGUAGCUGAAGAACACGUGUAUGACGGAGCAGUGGGACCUCUACUGGCUUGUCUCAUUGGUCAACAGUUUAAUGAUCUCAAAUAUGGCGACUCAUUCUGGUUCGAAACAUCACAUCCAAAAAAAGGCUUUACACCAGGUCAACUGUCUGAAAUCCGAAGAAUGAGCUUUGCCAAAAUUCUUUGUCGGAAUUCGGGACUCACGUCCAUCCAAAGGGAUCCUUUUACAGUGUUCUCAGAAGAAAGGUAA
Molecule: messenger RNA, 3327 nt
Organism: Haliotis rubra (blacklip abalone)
Lineage: Eukaryota; Metazoa; Mollusca; Gastropoda; Lepetellida; Haliotidae
Exons: 20
Coding region: 1-3327 (1108 amino acids)
Biological process (GO): response to oxidative stress
Molecular function (GO): peroxidase activity; heme binding
Source: RefSeq, a predicted model, not a curated record